UCCUCUGUAAACUUUGAAAACAGAGGAAGGUAGAAGGUAGGAGGGGAGAAAGUAAAAGAGUAAAAGAGAGAAAAAAGAAAUAAGAAAAAUGAAGAAUGGAAUCUGAACAACUUUUGCUUCCCUUCCACUGAGUCCGCAAUGAGCCUUCAAUGAUAUACCCAAAUCUGCUCUACCAAUUUCUCUGUUACCAUUAAUGGCAGGUUCAGCUGCUCUGGCUUUAGAGCCCAACGCAGACGUAUUUCCAUGGCUGAAAUCUCUGCCUCUUGCUCCAGAGUACCAUCCUACUUUGGCUGAGUUCCAAGAUCCAAUUGCAUACAUUUUUAAGAUCGAGAAGGAGGCCUCCAAGUAUGGAAUCUGCAAAAUCGUGCCCCCCGUGCCGCCUUCUCCGAAGAAGACUGCAAUUGCGAAUCUUUAUCGCUCUCUGGCUGCCCGAGCUGCUUCCUCUGACUCUUUUGGUUCGAAAGCUCAGCCUACAUUCACCACAAGGCAGCAGCAGAUCGGCUUCUGCCCUCGCAGACCACGGCCCGUGCAGCGUCCUGUUUGGGAAAGUGGCGAGUACUACACAUUUCAGGAAUUCGAAGCCAAGGCCAAGGCUUUUGAGAAGAGCUACCUGAAAAAAUGUGCAAAGAAGGCUGGGCUUUCGCCUCUGGAAAUAGAAACGCUUUAUUGGAAGGCGACAGUAGAUAAACCCUUCUCAGUUGAGUAUGCAAACGACAUACCUGGUUCUGCUUUUGUUCCCCUGACUGGGAGGAAAUGCAGAGAGACAGGGGAGAGUGUUAGCGUUGGCGACACUGCAUGGAACAUGAGAGGUGUGUCAAGGGCAAAUCGCUCUUUGUUGAGAUUCAUGAAGGAGGAGAUUCCUGGAGUCACAUCGCCAAUGGUGUAUGUGGCUAUGUUGUUCAGCUGGUUUGCUUGGCACGUUGAGGAUCAUGACUUGCAUAGCUUGAAUUACCUACACAUGGGGUCAGGCAAGACGUGGUAUGGCGUGCCAAGGGAUGCAGCAGUGGCAUUUGAGGAAGUGGUCAGAGUUGAUGGUUAUGGAGGAGAAAUAAACCCUCUUGUGACUUUUUCUACUAUUGGUGAGAAAACCACAGUGAUAUCACCUGAAGUAUUUAUUAGUGCUGGGGUUCCGUGCUGCAGGUUAGUGCAAAAUGCUGGAGAAUUUGUUGUCACGUUUCCAAGAGCCUAUCAUACCGGGUUUAGUCAUGGAUUUAAUUGUGGGGAGGCAGCUAACAUUGCAACACCUGAGUGGUUGAGGGUUGCGAAAGAUGCUGCUAUUCGGAGGGCAUCAAUAAACUAUCCUCCCAUGGUUUCACAUUUCCAAUUACUUUAUGACCUUGCUCUAGCUUUGUGUACUAGAAUUCCUGAAAGGAUCAGUCCCGAGCCACGGAGUUCUCGACUUAAAGAUAAGAGGAAGGGUGAAGGAGAAACUGUAAUUAAAGAAUUAUUUAUCCAGGAUGUGCUGCAAAAUAAUGAGCUGCUUCAUGUGCUUGGGAAAGGAUCUGCGGUAGUAAUUCUUCCUCAGAGCUCUUCAGACAUUUCUGUUUGCUCAAAAUUACGUGUUGGAUCCCAGCAACUGAAAGUGAACCCUCGGUAUACCUUGAGUACAUGCAAAUCUGAAGGAGUAAACUCCUCGAUAGGUUUUGUUUCUGAUGACCUGGCUUACAACAGUAAUCAUGGAAUCAAACAAGCCAAAGGUUUCUAUUCAGUAAAAGAAAAGUUUGCUUCAUUGUGGGAAAGGAUUAGGAUUUCCUCGUUAAGUGUAAAUGAUAACACAUGCACCUCAACUUCGAAGACACUGCAAAGAGACACUGAAAAAGAAACAGAUCAAAGAGAUGGCUUGUCAGAUCAGAGACUCUUUUCAUGUGUCACAUGUGGAAUGUUAAGCUUUGCCUGUGUUGCUAUUGUAAAGCCUAGAGAACCAGCUGCUAGAUACCUUAUGUCAGCUGAUUGUAGCUUCUUUAAUGAUUGGGGUGUUGGAUCUGGAGUAACUAGCAAUAAAUUUACCGUUGCCAAUGGAGAUGCAACAAUUUCUUCACAGAGCACCCUCACAGGAUGGACAGAAAAGAAUGCCCAAAGUGGUGUAUUUGGUGUUCCCGUCCAGCUUGAACACCACAUGCAGUUUGCAGGUCAAGACUUGAAGGAGGCUUCAAAUACUGGAAAACAAAAGGAAACUACAGCUCUUGGCUUACUGGCUUCCGCAUAUGGAAAUUCUUCUGACUCUGAGGAAGAGCAGAUUGACCCAAAUAUUGGAUGUGAUGAUGAAGAAUCAAAUGUUAUAAACUAUGCCUCUGGAAGUAGACCUCAAGAGGAGAAUUUUAGUUUGCCCCGCGGGAGUCAUCAGACUUUUGAUUACUCUGUUAAGAUGAAAGAUUAUAGUGUCACCUCAGGGGUUGCAUUUAGAAGUACAAGGGCAUUGCCUCAUUCCUACUUGAAUUGUUCCCAUGAUGUUCAAGAUGCUGAAACUUUGAUGUGCAAGGCUACAGUUCCCAUUGAUAAUAAAAAUGUUCCACUUGUGCCACAAUCUGAUGAAGACUCGUCUAGAAUGCAUAUCUUCUGUCUAGAGCAUGCUGCAGAAGUCGAACAGCAACUUCAUCCAAUAGGGGGAUCACACAUAUUACUCCUUUGUCAUCCAGAUUAUCCCAAGAUAGAGGCCGAAGCAAAGCUUAUGGCCGAAGAACUGGGGAAUGAUUAUGCUUGGAAGGAUAUUGAAUACAGGCAUGCUACUGAAGAGGAUGAGGAGAGGAUUGAAGCAUCACUAGAUAGUGAGGAAGCUGUUCCUGGUAAUGGAGACUGGGCUGUAAAACUGGGAAUCAAUCUCUUUUUUAGUGCCAGUCUUAGCCGCUCUCCUUUGUAUAGUAAGCAGAUGCCUUACAAUUCUGUUAUAUAUAAUGCAUUUGGCUGUAGCUCUCCAGCAAACUCAGCUACAGAGCCCAAGGUUUAUCAGAGGAGGGCCAACAAGCAGAAGAAGGUAGUUGCUGGGAAAUGGUGUGGCAAAGUUUGGAUGUCCAAUCAGGUCCAUCCUCUUUUAGCAAAAAUAGACUUUCAAGAUGGAGAGGAUGAAAAAGGAUCACAUGGGUGUUCAUUACCCAAUGAGAAAAUUGAGAGGUCAGAAAGUAGCCGCAGAAACAAUACUACCAAUAGAAAAUCCGUUAAGAAAAGGAAAAUGACUGUAGAAGACAGAGGAGCCAGGAAAGCUGUUUUUGCUGAGAGACAGGGGUUUUCAGAUAAUUCACCUGAAGACAAAACCAACCCACGGCAAAGGAAGAUGUUUAGAAAUAAGCAAGCCAAAUAUAUUGUAGGAGAUGGUGAUGCUUUGGAAGGGGAUUAUUCUACACUGGCACGUCAUGGAAAACAUACAAGUAACAAAACAAAAUGCAUUGAAAGUAGUAUGGUUUCAGAUGAUUCGCUGGAUGAUAAUUCUCAUAUGCAGCAUAAGAGAAAUGUUGUCAAUGAACCUAAAUUUUAUGAUGAUGAUGUGGUUUCACAAGAUAAAAUGGAAUAUGAUUCUGACUGGCAGCAGAGGGGUGAAUCUAGCAGCAAGCGAGUUGAAGAUGUAGGGAGAGAUGGAAUUUCAGAGGAUUCAUUGGAUGGUUGUUCUCUUCAGCUGCAUAGGAAGACUUGUAAACGCAAGCAAGCCAAAUACAUAGCUGAAGAAGAUAUAACUUCCGAUGGUCAAAUGGAGAAUUUUCAGAAGCGGCGGUUCAGUAUUUCCAAAAGCAGACAAACCAAAUGCUUUUCUGGGGAAGAUUUAUCAACAUCUGAUGACCAACAACAGUGUCACACUCAGAAGCAACAACAAAGGAUUCCCAAAAGCAGGCAUGCCAGGUACCUUGGUAAAAAGGAUACUAUAUCUAAUGACCGACUUGAAAAUAUUUUUCUGAAGUAUCAAAGAAGGACUUCUAAAAGCAGGCAAACAAAAUGCCUAAUUAAGGAAGAUGCAUUGUCUGAUGACCAUUUAGAGCAUCAAUCUCAGAAGAAGCAUAAAAGUACUCCUAGGAGCAAGCAAAAGAAAUGCAUUAAUAGAGAAGUUUUGGAUGUCUCCAUUGAAAAUCAUCGUUUUCUGCAAAACACACCUAAAAGGAAGCAAGUUAAAUGCAUGGAUGGAGAUGACAGUAAUUUGGACUAUCAAGUGGAGGGGGAUUCUCACCAGCAGCAGAGGAGGCUUCUUCGAAGUAAUCAACUCAAAUCAGAGACAGUGAGGCAAAUUAAACAUGCUAAACCUCGCAGUGUGAAAAAGCAGACAUCCCAGUCUGUAAAACACAGUGCUCGGCUGCUUGUUAAAGCCAAGGCUUCUCAGCAAAUGAAGCAGUGUCCACGUGUGCGGAAUAAUCAAUCCAAUAACUACAGAGAGUUUAGUUUACAUAUUGAAGAGGAGGAAGGUGGACCUAGCACACGCCUUAGGAAGAGAGCUACAAAAGUUGAUGAGUCUGAGGCAAUACCCAAAGAAAAGCAACCUAAAAGGAAAAAGGUGAAGAAUUCCAUGCCUGCAAAGGUUUCAGCUGGCCAUGCUAGAUUAAAGGAUGAGGAGGCAGACGCAUAUUAUCAAUGUGACAUUGAGGGGUGCACCCUGAGUUUUGGGUCCAAACAGGAGCUUGUGCUGCAUAAGAGAAACAUCUGUCCAGUAAAGGAUUGUGGAAAGAAGUUUUUCUCACACAAGUAUCUGGUGCAACACCGUCGAGUCCACGUGGAUGACCGGCCCCUGAAGUGUCCUUGGAAGGGCUGCAAGAUGACUUUCAAGUGGGCAUGGGCACGCACUGAACAUAUUCGAGUUCAUACCGGAGCUCGUCCAUAUGCUUGUGCUGAGCCAGGCUGUGGGCAAACAUUUAGGUUUGUGUCUGAUUUUAGUCGCCAUAAGCGAAAGACUGGCCAUUCAGCAAAGAAAAGAGACCAAUAAACAUUAUGAAUUUAACUCAUUGUUCAAUUGACGGGACUAGGACUAGGUCUAGAUAGAAUUUUAGGAGAUCCCUGCAAUUGCCACUGGGAGUAACUAUUAAUUCUGUUUGCUGGGUCUUUUGCCCAAUUGUUUAUUUCUUCCAUAGUGAAUACUUGGACCAGACAGAUGAUUCUCAACCGAUUAUUGAUCAAUCGUUGCCUCAAUGUUUCUGCA
Messenger RNA from Neltuma alba, 5110 nucleotides. RefSeq names its product lysine-specific demethylase REF6. The transcript has 7 exons. Gene Ontology annotation, cellular component: chromatin; nucleus. Bases 194 to 4897 code for a protein of 1567 amino acids. Gene Ontology annotation, biological process: chromatin remodeling; regulation of gene expression. The record is from RefSeq and is a predicted model, not a curated record. Gene Ontology annotation, molecular function: metal ion binding; histone H3K4me/H3K4me2/H3K4me3 demethylase activity; mRNA binding. NCBI's taxonomy places the organism in Eukaryota, Viridiplantae, Streptophyta, Magnoliopsida, Fabales, Fabaceae.